Messenger RNA from Penicillium cinerascens, 2016 nucleotides. RefSeq names its product putative ATP dependent RNA helicase. Gene Ontology annotation, cellular component: intracellular anatomical structure; catalytic step 2 spliceosome. The coding region runs from base 1 to 2016 and encodes 671 amino acids. The transcript has 3 exons. The record is from RefSeq and is a predicted model, not a curated record. Gene Ontology annotation, molecular function: ATP binding; RNA binding. Lineage: Eukaryota; Fungi; Ascomycota; Eurotiomycetes; Eurotiales; Aspergillaceae.
AUGGCUUCAGAGCUGGAUCUCUCCACGACCUUUAUUCCCGCGUUGUACAAGCCUGCAGCUUUGCUGCCCAUUGCGCGACACAAGAAGAGUCUAACUUAUCUGGUUGAAACAUAUCCGGUCACCAUCGUCGUGGGCCAGACAGGAAGCGGGAAAACAACACAACUUCCACAGUACCUUGACCAGGCUGGCUGGUGUGAAGAUGGCAAGCUCAUUGCAGUGACACAGCCUCGGCGAGUAGCGGCCACCACGGUUGCAACCCGAGUUGCUGAGGAGAUGCGCUGCAAAGUCGGUGAACAAGUCGGCUACUCCAUCCGAUUCGAAGAUUUGACAUCGGCUGCUACUAGGAUCAAAUUCCUCACAGAUGGAAUGCUCCUGCGAGAAGCGCUCGUUGACCCACUUCUAUCACGGUAUUCUGUGAUCAUGGUCGACGAGGCCCAUGAAAGGUCUCUGAGCACCGAUGUCUUACUCGGAAUUCUCAAAAAGAUCCGAAAGAAGCGACCUGAGCUUCGAAUUAUUAUCAGCAGUGCGACUUUGCAAGCUGAGGACUUUCUGCGUUUCUUUGCCGGUGAUGAAUACCAGCCCGAAGCUGAGCCAGGUGAUCUCGGAGGGAGCAUUGGAAGAAUCAUCAGUCUGGAGGGCAGAAUGUAUCCUGUUGACAUGCUAUUCCUUGAAUCUCCUGCUGAAGAUUACGUGGAACGUGCCGUCAAAACAGCCUUCGAAAUCCACACACAAGAAGCUGAGGGCGAUAUACUUAUUUUUCUCACUGGACGGGAGGAGAUUGACCGAGCAAUCCAGAUGAUCUCUGAACGGGCCGCAACCCUUCACCCCAAGGCCCCUUCUCUUCUUACACUGCCUCUUUACGCUGGUCUCACAACAGACCAGCAGAUGUACGUCUUCGAGCCGGCGCCGGAGAAUACGCGCAAGGUUAUUGUGUCGACCAACAUUGCGGAAGCUUCAGUCACAAUUGACGGCAUCGUCUACGUGAUUGACUGUGGAUUCGCCAAGCUCAGAGCUUAUGAUCCCAGCACGGGUAUCGAAACCUUAACCGCUGUGCCAAUAUCCAAAGCAUCUGCUACUCAACGUGCUGGACGAGCAGGCCGAACAAAACCGGGAAAAUGUUUCCGGUUGUAUACUCAGCAAACAUACGAACAACUUCCCGAGGCAACUCUUCCCGAAAUCCAGCGAUCGAACCUCGCUCCCAUCAUCAUGCAGCUCAAGGCACUGGGCAUCGACAACAUUGUCCGCUUUGACUUUUUGACCCCUCCCCCGGCCGAGCUCGUGAUUCGUGCCCUUGAACUGCUUUAUUCACUCGGUGCGGUGGAUGACUAUGCAAAGCUCACAAAGCCGUUGGGGGUACGGAUGGCAGAGCUCGCAGUUGACCCGAUGAUGGCCAAAGUGCUACUCGCUGCACCGGCUUUCAAUUGUUUGAGUGAGAUUCUAUCCAUUGCAGCCAUGGUUAGUCUCCAGGGGACCGUCUGGGUGCAACACGAUGGCGACAAAAAGAACGCAGAGAGUCAUAGACGAAAGUUUGCCGUGGAAGAAGGGGACCACCUCACCUAUCUCAACGUGUACCAAGCAUUUGUGACCAAGGGCAAGAAGGAUUCGAAGUGGUGUCGCGAUAAUCUCUUGAAUUACCGAGCUCUGUUACGAGCAGUGAGCAUCCGCGGCCAGCUGAAGCGGUACCUCGAACGAUUCGGGAUCCAGACCGACGAAACCCUCUCGUCACGUCAUGGUGCGGUUGAUCUCAGCCGACAGCCGGAACAAAUCCAACGAUGUCUCACCAUGGGCUACUUCGCCCACGCAGCCAAGAUGCAACCCGAUGGUACCUUCAAGACUGUCAGUGGCGGUCUUACGCUUCACGCUCACCCCAGUUCCUUGAUGUUUAAUCGAAAAGCCGACUGGGUGAUUUUUCAUGAGAUCAUGCAAACGGGCAGCAAGACAUACAUUCGCGACGUCACCAAGAUUGAGAAGAGCUAUUUGCUGGAGUAUGCUCCCGAGUAUUACAAAGUCACCUAG